GCAAGAUGCAUUAAGCGCCUAUCUGAAUCUUAGAUACGAAGUUCUUAAUGAUGUUCCACCCCUGAACACCCUAACCCAACAAUCCGUAUCCAGUUUUCCCAGCACGCUUUGGUAAUCAGGGGCGCCGGGCGUAUCGAGCGGAGCCUCUAUUGCUCCGAGUUGCUUCAAUCGUGUAAUCUACCCCGACAUCACCAACUCAAAGUGCUUGUUAACAAUCGCAGUGAUUACAAAUUCUAACCCCCAUUUACCGACGUCAAUUGCACGUAGAGCAGACGUAAGAUAUAGUAUAAAUAAAGGCGCAACUAUAUUUCAUCCUGACUCUAAAAUGACGAUAUCAAAAGCAAAGACAAAUCUUAAUGCUUCUUCAGUGACGUCACCAUGGCCCCCCAAUCCACAUCCCCCAAGAAAUCCGUCUUCGUCACCGGCGCAAACGGAUACAUCGGCUCCGCCGUCUGCCGGGCCUUUGUGCGCGCCGGCUGGCGCGUCUACGGGCUGGUCCGGCGCCCCGAAGCAGCUGGGCCUUUGUACUCCGAGGAAAUCAUCCCCAUCGUCGGAUCCAUCUCUCCAGACGCCACGUUCCCGACGGACCUCGCCAAAUACACCAAUACCCUCGACGUCAUCGUCUCGUGCACAGAACAGUUCCCCUUCGGCGCACACUACUCCACCGCCAUAUCCCUCAUCCGCAAACUCGCCGCCACAUCCAACGCCAACGGCGUCCGCCCCCUCGUCCUCGCGAGCUCCGGGUGCAAAGACUACGGGACAACCGGGGUCCACGGAUCCCCCGGUCUCGCGCCGCAUACCGAGGCCUCGCCGCUCCAGCCCAUGGACAUAAUCAAGGAGCGCGCGUUCGGGUGCCUCCAGAUCCUCGAGCACGGGGACUUAUUCGACGCGGCGGUGCUGCGGCCCACGCCCGUAUACGGCUACGACAGCAGCUACUACGGCCUAGCCUUCGAGCUCGCGGCGGGAGCUGCGCGGACGGAAUCGCGCGUUCUGGAGAUCCCGUUUGAUUUCGGGACGAUUAUCCACGGGUGCCAUAUCGACGACUGCGCGGAAGCUUACGUCGCGCUUGCUGAGCAUGCGGACCGGGACGCGGUUGCGGGACAGUGUUUUAAUAUCUCUGCCAACUGGUACGAGACGCUAACCAUGAUCGCCGAGGCGUUGAAGAUUGAGUACGGGUUGCGCGACGUAGUGCAGGCACCGGACGGGGUCGAGGCCGAUUUGUCGAUGUACAUUGCGCUAGGUCAUAGUCAGUGGGUUGACAGUAGUAAGGUCCGGCGACUGACGGGAUGGACGGACAAGAGGCUGCCGUUCUGGGAGGGCCUGCAUGUGUAUCGCAUGGCGUAUGAGGAGGCAGCUCGGAGGGGACAUGAGGGCGUGUUAAGGGUUAAGGAGAGGCUUGGGAAUGUGCUUACCGGGGUUAAGAAAUAGCUUGAGGACUAACAAUUGUAUGGAAUGUUGCCGCUUAUCAUACAGAUACUCACAUUGAAGCACCCGAGAUGCGACGAGAAAUAUCUAUAUUAGAUACCUAGGUAAUCUCUAACGAUUAGAAUAUACAGUUUUUGGACGCAAAGAAAAAAUGUAUAUAAUAGCCGUUGAGAAACAUUAUUUUCGCCGUCGAUCCUGGCUCGGCCCCUCACGCCAAGCGGUGUCCAAUUCGCUUCCAUCUUUUCCAGUGUUGAUUGCUUAUAGUUCGAUAAUAACUAUUAUUGCUUCCUUACACUUGUAGAGAACGUGACUGUAUGGUGUGUACUAAUAUAGCCCUUAUAAUU
Daldinia vernicosa is the source of this 1769-nucleotide messenger RNA. Its product is annotated as NAD(P)-binding protein. Bases 379 to 1428 code for a protein of 349 amino acids. Lineage: Eukaryota; Fungi; Ascomycota; Sordariomycetes; Xylariales; Hypoxylaceae. The record is from RefSeq and is a predicted model, not a curated record. The transcript has a single exon.